Molecule: messenger RNA, 1080 nt
Organism: Aureococcus anophagefferens
Lineage: Eukaryota; Pelagophyceae; Pelagomonadales; Pelagomonadaceae
Exons: 2
Coding region: 1-1080 (359 amino acids)
Source: RefSeq, a predicted model, not a curated record
AUGGCGGCCCUCGUCGAGGCCUCGGCCCUGCAGCCCUGGGCCGUGCUCAAGGCCUUCGCCGGCGGCGUCGCGCGCGGCGAGGACACGGCCUUCGAGUGGGACCCGCCGGACGCGCCCAAGUCGUGCACGAGCUGGAACGAGGCCGUGCACGGCGCCGAGCCCCUGGCCCUGCUCGAGGGCGAGGCGCGCGAGAACUUCGCGACGGCGCCGAAGCGGCCGCCGGCGCAGUUCAAGAGCUUCCGCGACUUCGCGAUCAAGCUCAACUCCCAGGAGCGGAGCAACAAGCGCGCGCGGCCCAUGCUCUUCGUCGGGGGCUGCCACCGGUCCGGCACGUCCGUGCUCGCGCGGCUCCUGAAGCGGAGCCCGCUCGUCGCCGGCAUGGAGGACACGGACGCGCCCGAGGACGAGGGCCAGCACCUCCAGCACGUGCUGCCGACGGACGAGGAGCACGGCGGCGUCGGCUGCUUCGCGCUCGACGCAAAGUGGCUCCGGCGCGCGUUCGGCCCCGCGGCGCGGUUCCUCAUCAUUGUGCGCCACCCGCUGGCCUGCGCGCUGGCGACGCGCGAGUUCCUCAAGGAGUUCGAAUCGCCGACGCCGACGCUGCGCACGUGCCUGAGGAACUGGGUCGCCGCGCACGCGGCGCUCGACGAGGACGCCGUCGAGCUCCGGCGCAUGGCGCUCCUCGACGACGUCAGGCACGGCUCGGGCGACGCGUGCCUCCUGCGCAUCGCCUUCUCCGACCUCGUGCGGGACCCGGCGGCCGUGCUCGAGCGCAUCGGCGCGGAGCUCGUCGACGCGCCGCUCCACGUGGCGGCCGAGGACGUCGCCGCCGUCGUCAAGGAGGGCGACCCGGACGACAAGUACCGCGCCAUGUGGCGCGAGUGGCCGGACAGGCCCUUCCGCUGGGACGAGAACGGCACCUUCGAGCUCGGCUCGGACAAGCCCGCGCCCCCCGCGCGCCGCGAGGCGGGCGCCGCGGGCAUCGUCGCCGAGUUCACGGAGCCGCUCGCGCGGCUGGGCUUCCCGCGCGCGUUCAAGGACGACUGGGCGAGGACGCCGCCGCCGGAACCCGCGGAUUAA